Messenger RNA from Castor canadensis (American beaver), 1254 nucleotides. Lineage: Eukaryota; Metazoa; Chordata; Mammalia; Rodentia; Castoridae. The record is from RefSeq and is a predicted model, not a curated record.
AUGAGGCCAGCUCGAGUGUCAUCAAGUUCAAGAUUCCUGAACCCAUUUGUCGUAGCUCUUGUCGUCAUUGGAGGGGUGGCAAUCCUGGCAAUGAUUGCAGGUCUACUUAUUCACUUUUUAGCUUUUGAUCGAAAAGCCUGCUUUUACCAUAGCAGCUUUCAAAUACUAAAUGUGCAAUAUAGUGAUGAGUUAAGUUCACCAGGUUCACAGGCAUUUAGAACUUUGAGUGAAAGAAUUGAGUCUAUGAUUACUAAUACAUUUCAAGACUCAAAUUUAAAAGGUCAGUUCAUCAGAGCUCAUGUUGUGAAACUGAGGCAAGAUGGCAGUGGUGUGAUAGCAGAUAUUGUCAUGAAAUUUCGAUUCAGCAGACGUAACAAUGGGGAAACAAUGAAAGGCAGAGUUCAAUCUAUUUUACAACAAAUGCUGAAUAACUCUGGAAACUUGGAAAUAAGCCCUCCAAGUGGGAUAACAGCAAUUACUGACCAGGAUACAGAAAAUAUUUUCACUCAAGAAUGUGGGGCCCGUCCAGACUUGUUAACAUUGUCUGAAGAAAGGAUCGUUGGAGGCAUUCUAGCAGAGGAGGGUGACUGGCCAUGGCAAGUCAGUCUACAGGUCAAUAAUGUUCACCACUGUGGAGGCAGCCUGAUCAGUAACACAUGGAUCCUGACAGCAGCUCAUUGCUUCAGAAGCUACCCUAAUCCUCAACAAUGGACUGCCACCUUUGGAAUUUCCACGAUAUUUCCUAGACUGAGAGCAAGAAUAAGGUCUAUUUUAGUCCACAACAAUUACAGACCUGCAACUCAUGAAAACGACAUUGCAGUUGUGCAACUUAGCACAGCUGUCACCUUUACCAAAAACAUCCACAGAGUUUGUCUCCCAGAGGCUACCCAGAAUAUUGUACCUGGUUCUACAGCUUAUGUAAUAGGAUGGGGCUCUCUAACCUAUGGAAGUAACACAGUCUCAGAUCUACGGCAAGGACAGGUCCAAAUAAUAAGCAACAAUACCUGCAACAGUGAAAAGGUGUAUGGUGGAGUCAUCACACCUGGAAUGCUAUGUGCUGGGUUCCUGGAAGGACAUGUGGAUGCCUGCCAGGGUGAUUCUGGUGGUCCACUGGUUAGUGAAGAUUCUAAAGGCACCUGGUUCCUUGUUGGUAUUGUAAGCUGGGGAGAUGAAUGUGCUCUUCCAAACAAGCCUGGUGUCUACACUCGAGUGACACACUAUAGAGACUGGAUCAGGUCCAAAACUGGUCUCUAG